Hibiscus syriacus is the source of this 528-nucleotide messenger RNA. Its product is annotated as 30S ribosomal protein S16-2, chloroplastic/mitochondrial-like. Gene Ontology annotation, biological process: mitochondrial translation. Gene Ontology annotation, cellular component: ribosome; small ribosomal subunit. The record is from RefSeq and is a predicted model, not a curated record. Gene Ontology annotation, molecular function: structural constituent of ribosome. NCBI's taxonomy places the organism in Eukaryota, Viridiplantae, Streptophyta, Magnoliopsida, Malvales, Malvaceae. The coding region runs from base 1 to 528 and encodes 175 amino acids. The transcript has 4 exons.
AUGUGGAGCUCGAAGAAACAGAAGACUGUAUCCAGAUCAACUACAGAAGCUGAAUAUGGGAGUUUGGUAGAUGUGGCUUCUGAUAUUACAUGGUUGAAUGCGCUGCUGAAUGAUAUGGGGGUUGAAGUGCAGUCUACACCAAUUGUCUGGAGUGACAACUCGAAGAAAGUAGCAGACUGGUUGAAAGUUAAAUACGUACUUGCUGAACAUCAUGUUGCUGAUGGAAAGCAUCUCGAGGUCCUUGGUUACUACAACCCUUUGCCAGAACAAGAUGGAGGUAAACGAAUGGGUCUUAACUUUGAAAGAGUGAAGUACUGGUUAUCAGUUGUGGCGCAGCCUUCAGAGCCAGUCCAACGCAUUCUUUUCAGAGCUGGGUUAUUGCCCCCGCCUCCUAUGGCGGCAAUGGGAUGCAAGGGCGGACCACGUGACUUGCACCCCGUUGAUCCUAUGACAGGAUGUGUUUUGAAUUUGGAGAAGCCAGAUGUUGAAGAUGGGGAUCGUAUUGAAACUGCUAGCUCUAGUACUUGA